UGCAGCCGCCGGAAUCCCCCUUCAGUGCCCUGUGCUCUGGCCUGAACUCUGCUGCAGCUGGGGCUGAGCUGCCUCUCCAUGCAGCCGCCAUGGAGCCACCUGCCUGCGAGGGGACCCUGGGGGGCCUGCAGAGCCCUGGUUCCUCAGACCUCCCGGACGCUGGGGAAGCACGUGAGGAGGCGUGCAGGGUCCCGGGAGGGGGGAUGGACGCUGCUGCAGCUGGGAGUGAUUCUGGCUGUCCCAGAGCCCUGGCCAGCACAGAGCAGAGCGACCUGGUUUGCAUGGACCUGGAUGAGGCGCCUGAGGCCCACCUGGGAAGGGAGGAAUGGGCUGAGACCGUGGGGGAGGAUGGCCAGUCGGAGAUCCAGGGCCUCCUCACCCAGCUCCAGUCCCUCAGCCCCAGCUUCCAUGACGACUUGCCUGCCUCGGAGGGCGACCCGCUGCUGGCAUCGGACUGUGGCGCGGGGCCUCAUGGGGGAGAGGUGCCACUUCCCCACAGACGAGCCGUUGGCUGCUGCCAGGGCCUGCCGGGCGAAUGCUCUCCCUGCCUGCUGCACGUGGCCACGGGGAGAGGCCUGGGGGUGCUGCCCUGCCGUGCCCGGUGCUCUACCAGCUCCCGGAGGAGCCACGGCCUGCUCUUUGCAGAGGCUGACCGGGAGGACUUGCUGAGCCUCCUGCACCAUGAGGGGGGCCUCCCUGCAGAGGGGAGUGAGGAGACCCCCCUAGCCAGGUCAGACAGCCUGGCUGGGAGCGAUGCGGCGGCCCUGCUACACCGAGAGAGCCCGGUGGCCCGGCAGAUGGAGGAGGCUGCUUCGCAAGCAGGCAGCCCUCAGGCAGAAGGCUCCUGCCGGUGGUAUCGGACACGGGGAGCCUGUGAGGAAGACCCUGCCUGUGCGACUCCGGGCAGUCGGGACAGCUCCCCAGAGCCUGUGUGGGCGGCCAUGUCUGCCCCUCCCAGCCAGGGCCCAGAGCAGGCCCCCCACGGGAGCACGGCCGCUAAAGAAGCCUUGGCAUCCUAUCCAGCCUUCAAAGAGGUGGCAGGUCCCUGCGAGCCAGAGGACCUCCUGGAUGGAGUGAUCUUCGGAGCAAAGUAUCUGGGCUCCACCCAGCUGGUCUCGGAGAGGAACCCCCCCACCAGUGUCCACAUGGCGCAGGCCCAGGAGGCCAUGGACAGGGUCAAGGCGCCAGAUGGGGAAUCCCAGCCCAUGACCGAGGUGGAUCUGUUUGUCUCCACCCAGAGGAUCAAGGUGCUGACGGCCGACUCACAGAAGGCCAUGAUGGACCAUCCCCUCCAGACAAUCUCCUACAUCGCGGACAUCGGCACCAUCCUCGUGGUGAUGGCGCGCAGGAAGCUGCCACGGCGGGCAGACGCCUCGGGAGAGAAGCGGCUUUACAAGAUGAUCUGCCACGUCUUCCAUUCCACUGAUGCGCAGCUCAUUGCUCAGGCCAUCGGGCAGGCCUUCAGCCUGGCUUACCAGCAGGUGCUGCAGGCCAGCGGCAUCGACCCGAGCCAGCUGCCCCCCCGCCAGGACAGCUGUGCCCUGGAGAGCCGGGAGCUGCACAACGGGGACCUGGCCCACUUCUCCAAGCAGGAGAACUGCAGGGACAUCUGCAUCCACAAGCAGAAGGGGGAGAUCCUUGGCGUAGCUGUCGUGGAGUCGGGCUGGGGCUCCAUCCUGCCCACCGUGGUCAUCGCCAACCUCAUGCACGGAGGCCCAGCGGAGAAGUGUGGGGAGCUGAGCAUCGGGGACCGGCUCAUGUCCGUCAAUGGGACCAGCUUGGUGGGGCUGCCCCUCGGCACCUGCCAGAACGUCAUCCGGGACCUGAAAUCGCAGACGGAGGUGACGCUGAGCAUCGUGCACUGCCCGCCUGUCACCACCGCGAUCGUCCGCCGGCCCGACUCCAAGUACCCCCUGGGCUUCUGUGUGGAGGACGGCAUCAUCUGCAGCCUGAUGCGCGGGGGGAUAGCAGAGCGAGGCGGCAUCCGCGUGGGCCAUCGCAUCAUUGAGAUCAAUGGGCGGAGCGUGGUGGCCACCCCGCACGAGAAGAUCAUCCAGAUCCUCACGCAGGCCGUCAGCGAGGUCCACAUCAAGACCAUGCCGGCCUCCACCUACCGGUUACUGACCGGCCAGGAGCAGCCCAUCUUCCUCUGAAGGGCGGAGUUUGCAUUACCAAGCUGGAUCUGCAGCAGCUGCCUGGCUUUGGGGCCCUGGCCUAGAGCAGCUGCCCCCAAGGGAAGGACAGGCAACAUCUCCGGUUCCCUCGAGGCUGCUGGGGGCCAGAUCCUGCCACUUUUCGUCUCGUACAGGGACCCACAAGGCAACCCCCACCAUAUACCCGCUGGCCUUUUCUGGGGGUGCUCUGCCUGGCCUCCCCAGGGGGGGCUUCAGACCAGGCCUUAACCCACGUUUGGACAGGGUGAGAGACCCAAACUUGGCUCCUCUCCUGGGCCUCUGUAUGCUCAGCCCCUUGGGUCCUGUCUCACAGGGCGGAGUGGGGCCUGGGGAACGCAAGCUGCUUCCUUUGCCCCAGUGCCUUAGUGUGGUGGGCUGGGCCUGAGCCAGAGCCAGCAGGGCCAGAGGUGCUGUCGGGGGGGAGGGGUUGCCUGCACCCGCACUCAAAGGGAAGCGGCAGGAGCCAUGAUGUGCCUGCUCUAUCGGCCAGACUCCAGGGCCUGGGGCACAUCCGGCUGAAGCCGGCAGCAGUGGCCUGGUGGAGCACAGGAGAAAGGGACUGUGCUGUGGGCAGUGAUCCUUCCCUGCUGCUGGGGCCAGCCACCCCUGCCCACGGGCACGGCUGGGGCUGGCCCUGGGGAAGGUGCUGGGCCCAGCAUGAGAGGAGGGGGGGAGGUUUGACAGCUGGGGUAACCGCAGUAACAGCUUCUUGCUACUGGCCUGCGCUGUGAUUUUAACCUGUACUGCCUGCUGCUGUGGGAAUAAAGGCUGACGUGUCCUGCA
Molecule: messenger RNA, 2957 nt
Organism: Pelodiscus sinensis (Chinese soft-shelled turtle)
Lineage: Eukaryota; Metazoa; Chordata; Testudines; Trionychidae
Gene: APBA3
Product: amyloid beta precursor protein binding family A member 3
Biological process (GO): chemical synaptic transmission
Cellular component (GO): cytoplasm; dendritic spine; plasma membrane
Molecular function (GO): protein binding; amyloid-beta binding
Source: RefSeq, a predicted model, not a curated record